Molecule: messenger RNA, 5914 nt
Organism: Aspergillus wentii DTO 134E9
Lineage: Eukaryota; Fungi; Ascomycota; Eurotiomycetes; Eurotiales; Aspergillaceae
Product: histidine kinase-like ATPase domain-containing protein
Exons: 3
Coding region: 306-5549 (1747 amino acids)
Source: RefSeq, a predicted model, not a curated record
GUGACAUCUGCUCCAUAUCUCUUUGUCCGGCUUUCAUUCUAGCUCCUUAUAUUGUUUGGGCUGCUUGUUCAUUUUGUUCUUUUCGGAUUAUAGCGUUUUCAGUCUGUUUGAAUAUGCCUAUCUAGAAUAGAUAUCCUCCGUUGUCUUGGUUACGGUGUUUAUCAACAACAUAAGCCUGUCUGUUGCUGCAUUCAAGCCAGCACAUUUUGACCGUGGAUAUCUGCCUGGGUUUGGGCAACGAUAUAUUUUGAAAUAUCUAUGACUCGAAUGCUUUAAUUAUUUACAAAGCACAUAACGAUUGCACGAUGGCACGAAACAUUGAUUUCAACGCGCUGAGAGCGCAAACGAUGGGAUCAGGCAACGACGAAGAAGCCGUCACAGUUGACACCCGAGGUUUAAUAUCCAAGGUUCUUGCUCGUUAUUCAGGGAAAUGGACUGUUUUGCGGGAGAUGAUUCAAAAUGCCGCUGACGCCAAUGCCACGAAAGUUACCAUCAAAUUUGAAACGAUGCCAUCUACGACUGUGCCUUUGCCAUCGGCCGCCGACCAAACAACAUUAAUCAAGCACACCAUCUCACAUCAUACCCUCAAACGUCUGUUGAUAUCCAAUAAUGGUACUCCAUUUAGCGAGAAGGACUGGGCUAGGCUCAAGCGCAUUGCGGAUGGCAACCCUGAUGAGACAAAAAUCGGAGCAUUUGGUGUUGGCUUCUACAGUGUCUUUGACGACUGUGAGGAACCGUUUGUGUCUUCUGGGAAAGAGGCCAUGGCUUUCUAUUGGAAAGGGAAUGCGCUUUUUACCCGCCGGUUGCAGUUGAAUGAAGCUGCAAAUCCAGAAACAACAUUUGUCCUGGAUUAUCGCAAUGAUUCAUCACCAGUUCCGUCAUUGAUGCAACUCUGUCAGUUCUUAUCGAGCAGCCUUACUUUUGUCAGUCUUGAAAAUAUAGAACUUUGGUUAGAUGACUGGAACCUCUUGCGACUUACGAAAAAGACAGCUCCAAGUGUCAAUCUUUCAAUCCCUCGAGACAUCGAGACAAGAACAGCUGAUAGCCUUAUGAAAAUCUUGAGCAUCACCCGAGAAGUCGCACAAGUUGAUGCGGCUUGGAUGCGCGCUGUUGAGUGGAAUCCACAGGCAAGCAUAUUUCGCUUGGAUGGGUUCAGGGAUACAACGGGCUCCUUACGUUCGUUCUUUUCAAGACUUACGGGCCAGGGUAGUUCAGAAAAACAAGAAAAUCCCGAGAAACAGGAUAAUUCCAGUGAUUCCGAAGACAUGGCCAAGGUUUCAACGGCAUCGGUUUUCCUACAUAUAAACACUGCAUCUAUCCAGUCCUCGAUCAGCCAGUCCUUGAGUAAGGAACUUGAAAGAGCUACACGCAAACCGCCACCGAAAAAAACGACUAUCGCUAUACUGACGCCUUCUUACGACACGAGUAUAAUAUCAGGAGACUCGGCAGCGAAAUCCGAGAUACUCGCCUCUAUUCUGCCUUCCAAAGCUGGGAGAAUUUUCAUUGGAUUUCCUACGCAGCAAACUACGGGUCUGAAUGCCCAUAUAUCCGCGCCCUCCGUCAUUCCCACGGUUGAAAGAGAAAGCAUUGAUCUCAACACUCGGUACAUAAGUAAAUGGAACAUUGAGAUGCUGAGAGCAGCAGGAAUCAUUUGUCGAGUUGCUUGGUCGGCGGAGAUGGCGUCGAUAAAGUCCAGGAUAUUGCCUCGGGGAGAGACAUCACGCUCGUCUAAGAUCCGAAAGGAUAAUAUAGUGGGGGUGCUUCCUGAGGCGAUUCACACUGCAAAUCAAUUCGUGUUUUGCGAAUCUACACCUUCUUCAAUUCUGGGGCAAACAAUCGAAGAUGCAUUCUGGAUGUGCAAUAAGAAUGCGUCUAUUGAAGUGCUAUCCACAUGUGGCAUUAUCCAGAGCCAUCAGGCCCGGAUAGCUCCCAAGGAUCUAAGCUUCAUGGAUUCAAUUCCGGUCCUACCCGAUGAAUUCGUGUCGGGUGCAAAGGAUUUCGUCAAAAGGCUCAUAGACUUUGGGUUGGUGACCGACAUAACUGUUUCGGAUAUCAAACGGGAGCUCGAAGCUAGCACCCUUCGUUCCAAUCAGGUUGUCGAAUUCAUCUCCUGGUUGAGUAGAAGAGCUGCUUCGAGCCAACUUGAUGCGUUUUCGGUUCAAAGUAUUCUGAGUGUCGCCGUGGCAAACGAUGAAGAUAAGGACGGUAAUCCAACUCGAUUAAUUGUGUUUGCCGACAUAACUACCUUUCUGAAUCCCCAACGGAUACCUGCUGACUUGCCGCUACCCUUAUCUGUUUUGCCCUUUAAAUUCACCAAGACCAUGGGGAAACAUGAGCUCGAAGCCCUGGGAUGGGCAGAAAUACAGAUUGUACCCUGGAUACGCUGGCUCAUAAACAACGCCGGUAACCGAAACACUCUUCCAGAAGAACAAGAUAUAACAAAAACACCAUCAUUUUCCGCCCAAGUAUUGCCAGUUUUAUCAAAGCAAUGGGAAAGCUUCAGUCAGCCUUCGAAACAAACCUUGGUCAGCUUGCUACAACCACAGACGGUUAUUCCUACCAAGCUUGGAAUGAAAAAGCCUGCGGAUACAUACUUUGCCUCUGUGCGCUUGUUUAAAGAUCUUCCCGUGGUACAUGGUCUCAAUAGUGUCAAAGAGAAGUUUUUAAUGGCCCUUGGUGUCCGUAAAACAGUGGAGCUCGGGGUCAUCUUUGAACGUCUUUUGGAGACCACUCAGCCUACCGCCGCUGAAGGUAGCGGUAAUGACCAGAAAAGAUGGAGCCAUGUGGACUUGAUCCGUUACCUCGCCUCCGUUCGAGAUGAUAUUCCUGCAAAUGAUAUCAAAAGGCUCAAAGGGGCCAGUAUAUGUACAGCUGAAAUGAAUAGCGACUCAAAAUCAGCUCAGAGGAGACGCUACAGAAUAUCCGAACUAUUUGAACCGAAAGAUUCUCUAAGAAACCUUGGGCUUCCUAUUAUUGAGUGGCCUGGAAAAUACCAAUCCAGCAGUAAUGAGGGUAAGUUCCUCGCCAUGUUAGGUCUGAGGAGCUACCCAUCAGCGCCAGAGCUCAUACAAAUUAUGGCAAAUAUCACAACGGAAAAAAACCGGGUCUUCCAUACAAGAGCUAUGUUAUAUUAUAUUGGUGAAUACCAUACCAACGGCUAUGCUGCGUUUGAUUGCAGUGCAAUGAAUAUCCCAUUCCUGCCUAUAGAAGGGUCUGAUGUUUUCAGUGUUCCGGGCAAGUGCUUCACGGACGAAAAUGCUACUUUGUUUGGUUUCCAGAUUCUUCGACGGGACCUUCAUCCUCACUCUUCCAAGUUGGGGGUAAGGCAGCAUCCCGCUCUAACAGAUUGUCUCGAAUACUUGAUUCGCCAACCACCCGCUACAAAGCGAGACGCCGGGGUUCUUUUCAAGUACCUCGCUGGAAGGGUAUCGGAGCUCAGUGCACGAGAUAUAGACCGUGUCGGUAGCGCGAAAAUUGUGCCUGUUGAAACAAAGGACACGGCUGAGACGGGCCAGUCUACUCGUCGUGUGGCACCCAAACUUUGCUACUUAGGGGAAGGUGAAGACUACAAAGACAUAUUCGACUUUGUUGACUUUGGCCAAGAAGCAAAUUUCUUUCUCAUGGCCGUCGGUUCAAAAAGGGAACCGACCAAAACUGAGCUGGCACAUAUGCUAGUGAAAGAGCCUGCAAGGAUAUCCUCUACUUUCCAAAGCGCAGAAAAAUACCUCAAACUUCUCAGGACUCUUUCAGAGCACCUGUCUGCCCUCAAAAGGGACAGGGAACUUUUUAAUGAAAUGAAAAGAGCCCCGUUCCUUCUUGCUAGUCGAGAUAUUUCCUCUCUGGCCCAGGCAAUCCCCAGUAAAGAGAAACUGGCUGGAUCAGAUGAUGAAGAGGACGAGGGCCAAAGCAUUAAAGAGUGGACUUUAACGGCGGCACGAGAUGCGAUUGUGGUGGAUGACUUCCAAAGUUUCAAUCUUUUCAAAGAACAUAUCCUCGCUGCACCCCAAGAGGAGCUUUUAGAGAACUUCUACCUUGCUCUGGGGGCUAUUCCAUUGAGCACGAUUGUGGAGGAACGCGCUCAAUGGGGAAACUUGUGCGCGGAUCAGCGUACCGGAGCGAAACUGCAAAAGUUGGUCAACGAACGUUCAAGGCUCUUCCUUCAUGAUCAAUCCCCAGAUUCGAUCCGGCAUGAUGUCAGAUGGCUAGAGAAAAACCUUGCCGUACAAGUGGUCAAUUCGAUAUCUCUUACACGGUCUCUGAAAGGCCGCCGUAUAUCCCAUACCCAAAAGCGAAGUGCCAUUAUUACCCAGAAACAGUCGCGGGCAUGGGUAUUGUGGAUCUGUCCAGGCAAAAAUGAUCUUUAUGAGAUUAGCCAAGCACUUGUCCACCUUAUCCUUGUCCGACCAAAGCUGCAUUCCACGCUCACGCUGGAGAUGCUGUUGAAGACUGACUUGUUGGAGCUCAAGGCCCGAGGAUACAACGUGGAACGUAUCCUCAAGCAAAAAGCCAAUGAAGCAAGAAUGGCUGAGGACAGGCGUCAGAAGCAGUUAGAAGAGGAAAGGAGGCAGCUUCAGGAGAGAGAAGCUGCAUGGGCAAAGGAACAAGCUCAAACACGGGCGAACACACAACAAGAAGAGGAGAGGUCCUUGAUGCCGGGAGAUUUCCCAGAUUCACCUACUGGCAAGAAAUCUGACCCCCUUAGUCUACAGCCUGAAGAGUCUGAACCUAGCCAGGACCGACGUCCACGCGGGCUCUUCUCCAAUUUGACGAAACGUCUCGGAUUGGAGGGUGCACGGUCAAAUUGGAAUCCCCUUGGCGGAGAAUCUUCUCAAUCUCCUGGCCCUUCGGAGAACACCACUCCUCCUCCUCCUGCGCCACCUUAUUCUGCUGAAGAUCCUCAGAAAACUCGCUCGCAGCAAUCCGAGCCAUCUGUCAACCCUCCACAUCGGCUACAGAACGAGCUGAUUUCAGCAGUCUCAGCCUGUCGACCUCAUGGAUCGUCUGGCCUCUACAGUCGACCGGAAACAAGUCAGGUCACCGAGACAAAGUCCUACUGCGAUGAGAAACCGAGUCACGACUUGGACUUUGUGGCCACCCUUCCUUGUGGCAUCAACGUUCUCUUCGUGAAAACUUUAACAGAUCGAUCUGCCUUCCUUGCGAAGAACAGCACAGCCAUCAACCUAUUCGCCACGAUGCUAAUUGAUUGUGCUGGUGUCUUUUCACUCCGUGUUGAUGCACUCGGCGUGUUCUACGACCCUGGAAGUAAAACGAUAGCAUUCAAUCGAGCCGGUAGCAUCUUCUGCAACUACUUUUACUUUCAACAAUUACACGAGAAAGAGCUUCUCCAGAGCCAGAGCCCCGACAAGACGGAUGCACUGGUAUAUUGGUGGGUCAUCUUGUGCCAUGAAUUGGCUCAUAACCUUGUGGGAGACCAUAGCUCAGCCCACAGCUACUAUACUGAGGGUUUCGUGGCCCAAUAUUUCCCCAAGAUUACGGCGAAGCUUGUUGCGGCAGGCAGGCAAUCACCAGAAUCCAAUUCUCUGAUUUAAUAAUGCUCUAAUGAGUUUGACGACUUGAUUACUUAUUUCGGUUUUCUUAACGUGAUGAAUUCUCAAAUGUUCAAAGAUAUACAGCGUUUAGAUUCCAGGCGCAGUCUGCAUAUGAUGAGCGCAUAUGAUGAGCUCGCAAUGGUAUUAUGUACACGUAUAUAACUUGACGAAUACUAUAUAUCCUAAAUUAAUCCGAGACUCAUGCGAAACAAUGGCACUUAUUCAUGUCGUUUUCCCCAAUGUCGUACUCUCAUUCAUUUACCACUCAGAAAUACCACUAUAAUAGACGCAAACAAUCCAUUAUCCUCACUAUCGCCACAAUCUUUUUGUUCUUUCAAUUGUGGUGGUUCCAGAGGAGAAAAAAA